Messenger RNA from Solanum verrucosum, 2039 nucleotides. Its product is annotated as cysteine-rich receptor-like protein kinase 2. The transcript is spliced from 8 exons. The record is from RefSeq and is a predicted model, not a curated record. NCBI's taxonomy places the organism in Eukaryota, Viridiplantae, Streptophyta, Magnoliopsida, Solanales, Solanaceae. Gene Ontology annotation, biological process: protein phosphorylation. Gene Ontology annotation, molecular function: protein kinase activity; ATP binding. Bases 5 to 1897 code for a protein of 630 amino acids.
UAUCAUGUUGAUCCUACUUAUACCAGAUACAUCAGUGGCUGAACCAAGAUCCCAGAUAAUCCAGCUUAUACGUGGCAACAGAUUGACAGCUUCCGUCCCAAAUUUUGUUGGUACAAUGGAAACGUUGAGUGAACAAGUGAGAGCUAGAGGAUAUGGAGUAGCAGUUACUGGCACUAGACGAGAUGCUACCUAUGGAAUUAGCCAAUGCUAUGGUGAUCUAUCAUUACUCGACUGUGUCUUAUGCUUCUCUGAAGCGCGAACGGUUCUGCCCAAGUGCUUCCCUUAUAACGGGCGAAUUUAUCUUGAUGGCUGCUUUAUGCGAGUGGAGAAUUACAUGUUCUAUGACCAGUAUUUAGGUCCAGAGGACAUGCAUGUAUGUGGAAACAGGACGACCAAGGGUACAUUGUUCCAACAGAACGCUAGGCAAGCCAUUCAGCAAGCAGUUGUAAAUGCACCGACUAAUAAUGGUACUGCACGUGCUCAAGCGUCAGUGCCUGGUCCUUCCAAUGAGACAGCUUAUGUUCUCGCCAAUUGUUGGAAGACACUGAGCGCGAAUUCCUGCGCAGCGUGUUUGCAAAAUGCAUCUGCAUCCAUGUUGGGAUGCUUACCUUGGUCAGAAGGUAGAGCCCUUUACACUGGAUGCUUCAUGAGGUAUUCUGAUACAAAUUUUCUCAAUGCUAUUUCUGCCAGUGGAGGCUCGUCAUCAAGGGGAAAAGUUGUAGUCAUUGUCAUUGUUGUUGUUAGUUCCGUUGUCGUUUUGGGAGCAGCUGCUUUCGUUGGUUUUAGUAUCUGGAAGAACAAACAAAUCCAGAAGAAGAGAAAAGGUGCAAAUGAUGUUAAGAAAUUAGUGAAGAUCCUUGAUCAAAACAACUUGAACUUCAAGUAUUCGACACUUGACAAAGCCACGGGUUCAUUUGACGAGGCCAACAAGCUCGGACAGGGUGGAUUUGGCACGGUUUAUAAGGGUGUUUUGGCAGACGGGAGAGAGAUCGCUGUCAAAAGGCUGUUCUUCAACAACAAACACACAGCUGCAGAUUUUUAUAACGAGGUUAACAUAAUCAGUAGCGUCCAGCACAAAAAUUUGACAAGGUUAUUGGGAUGCAGCUGCUCAGGACCGGAAAGCCUUCUUGUAUACGAGUUCCUCCCUAACCAGAGCCUGGAUCGCUUCAUAUUUGACCCUAUCAAAGGUAAAGCUCUAAAAUGGGAGAAAAGAUUUGAGAUAAUUAUAGGUACAGCAGAAGGAUUAGUAUACCUUCACGAGAACACAAAGACACGAAUAAUUCACAGAGACAUAAAGGCAAGCAACAUCCUGUUGGACUCGAGGCUCCGUGCAAAGAUUGCUGAUUUUGGGUUGGCCAGGUCAUUCCAAGAAGACAAGAGUCAUAUAAGCACUGUCCUUGCUGGCACAUUGGGAUAUAUGGCUCCAAAAUACUUAGCACAUGGUCAAUUAACAGAAAAGGCAGAUGUUUACAGCUUUGGAGUUCUUCUACUAGAGAUUGUUACUGGAAGACAAAAUAACAUGAGAAAAAACGACGAAGAUACAGUCAGCUUAGUUUCCGAUGUGUGGGAGCACUAUAAACGCGGGAUAGUGGAGGAACUCUUCGAUCCAAAUCUCAUGUUGCAUAACUACCAUACAAUCAAUGUAAGAAAUGAGGUUGCGAGAGUGUUAAUUGUGGGACUUUUGUGCACUCAAGAGAUCCCAACGUUACGUCCAUCCAUGUCUAAGGCAUUACAGAUGUUUGUCAAGAAAGACGAAGAGUUGCCUCCUCCAACUAAGCCGCCAUUCGUGGAUGAGAAAACCAUGGAACUUCAUGACCCUUGGGAGAUGUACUCGCUUAAACAAGGCGAUUCUGCUACGAUUGCCAACUUAUCUCACAGUUCAUUUUACCCCAGAUGAUGAUAUCUCAAUGCCCUGAAACUGAAGUAUAAAUUAUAGGCAUGAUACAUAUAUAGACACUUAAAAUUGACCUCAAUUGGGAAACUAAACACUCCAACUUUGAUUGUGUACAUAUAGACACCUCAACUCUAAAAGUACAGAG